Molecule: messenger RNA, 2592 nt
Organism: Spinacia oleracea (spinach)
Lineage: Eukaryota; Viridiplantae; Streptophyta; Magnoliopsida; Caryophyllales; Amaranthaceae
Exons: 10
Coding region: 212-2029 (605 amino acids)
Molecular function (GO): DNA binding
Source: RefSeq, a predicted model, not a curated record
GUUUCAGAAGUUUUUUUUUUUUCAUUAUCAGAAAUGGAAGUCUCUAAAAUUUGUCCCCUGUGGAUCCAUAUUUGGCAUGCAAAUUUGACCAACAUAACCUCUUAUACUUCGUAUUUUGUUUCCCUUCCAGUUCCAGUGGGACCCAACACAAUACGGAGUAGUUGUGCAAGAAAGAAAAGCAAAGAAGAGAAAACGUAGUUCUGUAGCGGAAAUGGGGAAGAGUAAUCGACGGAGGAAGAAAGAAGAAGUGUCAGAGGACUGGUGUUUUGUCUGCAAGGAAGGCGGAAACCUUAUUCUCUGUGACCACAAGGAUUGCUUAAAAUCAUAUCACCCUCAUUGUGUUGGAAAGGAUGAUUCGAUUUUAGACUGUGACGAGAGUUUCAAAUGUGAUUGGCAUAUCUGCUUCAUUUGCAAGAAAGCUGCAAAGUUCCACUGCUUUUGUUGUCCACGUGCUGUUUGUGGAAUGUGUAUGGCUGAAGCAGAAUUCAUUGCUGUAAGAGGCAUCAAAGGAUUCUGCUGCAAUUGUCUUAGGUUUGCCUUACUUUGGGAGGAAAAGAAGGAUGUCGACUCAGAUGGGGAGAAGGUAGAUUUUACAGAGAAAGGAACUUGUGAAUUUCUCUUUAUGGAUUAUUGGGAAAUUAUCAAGGAAAAUGAGGGGUUGAAACUGAAAGAUCUCCAAAAGGCACACAUUAUGUUGAAGAAAGGCAACAGCUACUUGGAAGAUAGAGAUGAGUUUGCAAAUGGCAACCAAGAUGUGCUGAAUUUGAAUAGUUUUGAAGACUGGGAAUGGGAGCCUAUAGAAGAUUAUAGUCCUACAAAGAAAAGGAAAAAUAAGUCAACAAAGCCUUUUUUGAGAAGGAAAGUCUUUGUGCAGUCUGCGGAGAAAGCAAAUUCGAACAAAAAGGAGUUCAUAGGCUGGGCUUCUAAGCCACUCAUGCAUUUUCUUACAUCUCUUGGUGUUGAUACAAGCACAGAAAUGUCACAGUAUGAUGUAUCGGACAUUGUUACCAAGUAUGUAAAUGAAAAAGGGCUUUUAGACUCGAAGAAGAAAAAAACUAUUAAUUGUGACUCAAACCUAAGAUCUCUGCUGGGGAAAAGCUCAGUGAAUAAGCAUAGAGUAUUUCACCUUUUAGAGGCCCAUUUAGCUGCAAACCAAGAAGAAUUGUCAGAAGAUGUUGCGUGCAGCUCAAAAGAAGAUGAAAAUCCCUUAAGUUUAUGUGAAAGGAAGAACAAAAGAAAUCCAGGUGGACUCCAACGUAAGGAGAAAGUGAUUUCAAGGGGUAGCAUGGCAUCAAUAGUUCCAGAAAACAUCAAGCUUGUGUUCUUGAAACGAAGCCUGGUGGAAGAGAUAUUGAAGAAAUCUGAUGCUUAUGACACCAAAGUUAUUGGUAGUUUUGUAAGGGUCGAAUCGGAUCCAGAUGACUAUAUGCAACAAAAUUGUCAUCAGCUUGUGGAAGUCACUGGCAUUAAAAAGCGACCCGUUGGAGGAGAGAAGAUGGAAAUUCUUCUCCAAGUUUCAAGCAUGCCAAUUGAUAUUAGCAUCUGUAUGAUAUCUGAGAGUGACUUUACCAAGGAAGAGUGCGACCAAUUGCAUCAAAAACUUAAAGAUGGACUACAUAAGAAGCUUUCUGUUGUGGAACUUGAGCAGAAGGCCAGGAUAUUGCGUGAAGACAUUAUCAAGCAUUGGAUUGUGAAGGAACGUGCACUAUUGAAGAAUUUAAUUGACAAGGCAAAUGAGAAAGGAUGGAGAAGAGAACUUGCGGAGUAUACUGAAAAAGUAAAACAGCUUGAAUCGGAACAAAAACGCUUGAUAAAGCAGAUUCCAGAAGUAAUAGCUGAGGAUGUAGAGGUUGAAGCUAAUUCUGUCAGUGCUAACGAAAGCAGGAAAACAUGUUUUUCUUCUGGCAAAAAUCUAGAUGGAGUAGAACCUGCAGCAUGUAAUCAGGAGAAUCCCAUCUUGUCACCUGGCAUAGGAGAAGAGCUCCAUUCUGCAGCAGCACAAAGUGAAGAUGAUGAUCCUGAAUCCUGAUACAGAAAGGGAAAAUCAAGGGUCAGAUCACUUUGAAUUUCAGACUGAUGAGUGAUGAGGAACAAACAACCCAGGUGGUGCAAGGAACUGAUGAUGUUGAAUCUGAGAAAGAUGUGGAACUAAAAACUGGGGUGGUAGAGAUGAUUGAGUUAUGUGAUGAUGAGAAAGAUGUGGAACUUAAAACCGGGGUGGUGGAGAUGAUUGAUUUAAGUGAUGAUGAUGAUGAGAGAUAGAGGAAGAAAAUCAGAAAGCUUGCACCUGCAGAAACAGAGGUUGAUGCAUAGUAUUAGUAUUACUAUUGCAUGGGUCUCAACUCUCAACUCUCAAAUCUCAAAUCUCAAAUCUCAAAUCUCAAAUUUUGGAAGAAGAUAGAGUGCCUUUAUUUGCCAGACGCUUGUUGAUUAGUCGAGCAGUCCCCUCUUAAUUAUGUUAUUAUUUAGGUGUAUGGGUAAACAAGCGUUAUAAAUGGUAAGUAGAUACCACGUAACUUAAGGUAGCAGGUUCGUAAUACCUGAUGUAGCUUCUGCCAACUUCAUAUUAUUUAACUUUUUGGGCUCCCUAAA